AUGAGUAGAUAUCCACCACCUCAACAACAAUCGUCGUCAAGGAGAACAACAUCAUCUAACCAAAAUAACAAUAAUAACGGUGGUGCAGGACAACAAAGUAGCAGAACAACUAGUAGUACAACUGGUGGUAAUAGCUCCUAUCACCCUUAUAAUGGUGGAAAUACAACAACUGGUCAUACAAGUAGUAGCAGACGAUCGUCUAGAGAUGGUCGACCAUCAUCUUCAUCGAGCAGACAUUCAAACAAAGAAGUAGAUCCCCUCCAAGCCCAUUUGGCAUCGAUGUUAGGUUUAAAGAGUACAAAGAAACCAACACUAAAGGUUGGUGGUGAAUUGGUAUCAUUGGAUAUGUCACCAUCAAAAGAUAAAGGAUUAUUUCAAUCUGGUAAAUCAUCAAACUCAACCUACAUGUUAAAGAAUAAUCUAUUGAAUGGAAAGAUACCAACACCUUCAAAAUAUGGAGAACCAAGAGGAAGAAGAACAACAAUAACAACACAUGACGUUGACGAAGCAUCAUACAGUAAUAGUCCUUAUCAACAAAGUGGAGGUGGUGGCGGUCGAGGUGGAUAUCAUAAUCAAUAUCGAAACAUGUUAAAGAAACCGUCUCAGGAUGAAGAAGAGAUUGAAUCUUUGACACCAUCACCUCAUCCACAAGUAAAACUAUCGUUUUAUUCAAAAGGAGAACCAAGGAAUGAAAAUACAUCAGCUGUCGACUCUAGUUUUGAUAACUUUGAUGACAAUGAUAAUGGGAAUGGUGGCGGUAAUCAAAGCAAAGCAAAUGAAAAUGAUUAUUUCAACUUGGAACGUAAAAAAUAUUUAGAUAUGGAAAUGGAAGCGGAAAGAGAUCGUGAAGUUGAAAGAGUAAGAGAUAGGGAAUUGGAAAGAGAAUUUAGUUUUAAUGUAGAUACAAUUGUAUAUAAUAAUCACAAUAAUCAAAAUAAUCAGAAUAAUAAUAAUCAAAACAUUAAUAAUACAUAUACUCCAUACAACCCAAACAAAUAUAAUAUUUAUGAUCACCAAACAACAAACUCUGUAAAUAACCCAAACAAUAUAACAAUUAUACCCAAUACCAAUAUUAAUACAAAACUUCAACAAUUACCAAAUAAUAAUAAUAACAAUAAUCAAAAGUUUAAAGCAGUUCCAGUAAGUUUAAAUCUAAAACGCCCAGCCAAAACCAACAACAAUAAUACAAACACCAAUAAUAAUAGUAAACAAGAUAAUAAUAAUACAAUCAACACUAACAACAACAACAACACCACUACUACAACAACAACAAAUAAUACAAAUAAUAAUAUUAAUAAUAUUAAUAAUGGUAUCAAUGAUGAUGAAAAUACAACAACAGAAAUCGAUGAACUAUUUUCAUUUCCAUUUGAUGAUUCAAGUAAUUAUGGAGUGGCUACAACAACGAUUAAUCCGACACAACCGACUGAAAACUCUAGUACAAAUGGAGGAGGAGGUGGUGAUAAUAAUAGUAAUGGAUGUGAUUUUUACCUAGAUACACCUUGUACAUUUAGAAAUUAUGGUAUUAUGAAUAGUAGUAAUCAUCAUUUAACAAAUUCAUCAUCUCCUCCCAAUUCUUCAUAUCUAUCAUCAACUGCGAGCAUCCCCCAAAAAUUACGACAAUCUACAGCAUCAUCAUCUUCAUCUUCAUCCUAUUCAUCACCAACAUUAAAGUCAACCAAUAAUAAUAAUAAUAAUUCUAGAGCCAAUUCAUAUAUAAGCCAAUAUUUUCCAAUCGAAGAAAAUUCACCAGUCUUUAUUCCCAAUACCUACCAAGAUCCACAUCUAACCAACGAUUAUGAGUCACAAUUUUUUGUUUUAGAAACACAAAUUAAACAAACUCAACAACCUCAACAACAACAACAUGUAAUAGAAGAAGCAGAACAAGAAGAAGAAGAAUCACCAAUUAAAUCAACUACCACAAAUUACCAAACAGUGGAACAAGAUGAGGAAGAAGGUGACCAACAAAAUUAUCCAUCACCAACUCCACCACCAAGUUGUGGUCAAUAA
Molecule: messenger RNA, 2007 nt
Organism: Cavenderia fasciculata
Lineage: Eukaryota; Evosea; Eumycetozoa; Acytosteliales; Cavenderiaceae
Exons: 2
Coding region: 1-2007 (668 amino acids)
Source: RefSeq, a predicted model, not a curated record